This is a messenger RNA of Zasmidium cellare ATCC 36951, 2556 nucleotides long. RefSeq lists its product as uncharacterized. The record is from RefSeq and is a predicted model, not a curated record. The coding region runs from base 1 to 2556 and encodes 851 amino acids. The transcript has 2 exons. Gene Ontology annotation, molecular function: GTPase activator activity. Lineage: Eukaryota; Fungi; Ascomycota; Dothideomycetes; Mycosphaerellales; Mycosphaerellaceae. Gene Ontology annotation, biological process: small GTPase-mediated signal transduction. Gene Ontology annotation, cellular component: cytoplasm.
AUGCCCAACAUGCGAGCUGCCCUUGCGGCCGCGGCCCAGCGACGGCCUCGACGUGAUCGAAGCCACUCCCUUUCCACUGUCCCUCCGGCAGAGAACGACGAAGACUACAUCCCCGAGCUGGCAGCCAUAGCAGCAUCCAUCCUCUACAAAUCACCGCUUCCAUCUCUAGAAGGCCGACCAAUUUACGUACUCAACGCGGCAGCAUUCCCCGACGCCUUCGAGGUUGAUUACGACAGCUUACUCGCAUACGUCCUUGCACGCCUCCCUGGCGAAGACGAGUUGAUUGCAGGUGCGGACUAUGAGAUUGUCUUCUUCGCCGGCGGAACUCCAGACAAUGCAAUAGCAGAGAAGAAGAACGGGCCAAGCACUGGGUGGUAUCUCCAAGCGUACCACGUGCUCAGCAGGGCCACGAGGAAGAAGUUGCAGAAGUUGUAUAUCGUACAUCCUCGGACAUGGGUGAGGGUGCUUAUAAGCGUGUUUGGCACGAUAGUCUCGCCCAAGUUCCGACGAAAGAUCCUCCACGUCAACUGUUUGUCACAACUGGCGUUACACCUCCCUAUUGAGAAGCUGCUCAUACCGCCAAGUGCAUACCUGCAGGACAGAAAGGCCGUACCGGACAUAUACGCUCCAUUCGUGACGGGAAGACGGGCGUUUGGAGUGAAGCACCCUUUGCCCAAGAACAUCAAUACCGGAAAGUCGAGACCGCCCCGUGUCUUGAGGGAGACCACGAGCUUCAUUUUGAUGCCGUCCAACAUCGUCACAGAAGGCUUGUUCCGUAUCCCACCUCACAACACGCUCGCUGGGGUGCUGAAGGAGGCAUACGAUCGGGGCCAACAUUUCGUCGUAUGGAAGGAGAAAGGGGCAACCUUUGUACAGCCAGGUGUUGAUCCCUCGCUCAUUGACGAGGUCCGAUUAGAGGACGCAUACGGCGUACAUCUGGCGGCAUCCCUCAUCAAAACGUGGUAUCGAGAACUCAAAGAACCGAUUUUCCCCGAAUCAUGCUAUCCACAGCUAAAGGAAAAGUACGAAGAUCCCAACGUGCAGGUCACGCCUGAAGACCUUGUCGACUUGAUCUUGCCUGCGUCAAACGCUUCACCUUUGAGUCCUGUCUCGCGGGAGAUAGUGACAAGGCAUCUGUUGCCUUUGCUAUCUCUAGUGGCUUCACAUGAACCACAGAACAAAAUGAACGCCGAGAAUCUUGCAAUUUGCUUCUCGAUGUGCCUUUUGUGUGGCUCAAAUCAGAUGGAAGACGGCAAGAUGUCGGCGAUUAUCAAGAGGGUGCUGCAAGCAGCGAUUGAAGUCUGGCCGCAACUCCAAACUGGCUUGAGCAUCGACUCGAAAGCGUUCCUCAUUGACGUACAGCCACCGACAGAUUCGAAAGAAUACGAAGACCCACUAGAAGAUGUUCAUCCCAAAUCGAUCAAAGAGGCAGACGCUGGAGAGGAUGGAGAAGGACACCGAAUCAUCAUGAGCGAAGCUGACAGCCCGACAUUGCUGUCGCCGGAAGGAGAGAAGCCAGCACUUCCACCGAGACGAUCUAGAGCGGCAUCACUGAAAAAUGCAUUAACGCCACACAUUCCCAAUAUUGACAUACCGUCGAUACCAAGGCCCAGGAUUGGCCUGCCCACGCUACCGAAAAGGAAGCCUGCACCGCAAUAUGCUGAUCCACCUUCGCCGUACAUGGACGAUGCCCCUGAUGCACAGCUGAUCGAUGCGUCAGUCUCUCAACCUCCCCGCUAUUCCACAGUCUUUGACUCAGAUGGCAGGAGCAUACACGUAGCAGAUUCGCCGUCCACACACGUACCGGUCGAUGGGUUUGGGCCUCCCAGGAGAGCGGACUUCAGCUUCGCAGAUGACGAGAAGAAGAGACAGUCUCUGCCGACUCCAUCGUCAGAAACGAACCCUCACAUUGCUGUCCCCCAACGUAAAGCAGUAUCCUCGAGCUCGCAAAAGUCCUCGCCCGAUUCCAACAAGGCAGAACCGGUACUCGACACGAGUAGGAAAUCAUCCGAGACGAGUGCUGUUCUUGCGAGGAUGGCAGCGCAACAGGCGGCUAACAACCUUGCUCAGCGCCUAACACUGGAUGCUGCUUCGACGACGAAUGACCCCAACCCUAUCAACUCGGCGCCAGCGGACUUGAUCAAAACCCCAGCCAGUGCCACCUCAGAAAGCGAAGGCGUCUUCCGCAAGCCUUCCUGGCCCGCCUCCGCCGCCCGUCAAGCACCCAACAUCCAAUCCCUCUCCAAACCCAUCGUCCCCGUGCGCAAGACGCAGACCGUCCCGAUCAUAACCGGCGGCGAAGCAACCCUCUCCGCACCCCACGUCCCCAAACCACGAGCUCCCUCCCCGGGCCUCCUGAAACGAAUGUCCAGCAUGGAGAACUCGUCCCGAACCGUCGACAACAGCCCGCCCAGGAAGGUCUCGGGGAAUCUGGAGCCCCGAAGGCUGAAUUUGAAGAAGAACUCUGUCGACGACUUGCGGCGCCUUUAUGAGGAGCGGGUGACUACCGCGCAGAGUCUGCAGAGCGCGGCGAGGAGAGCGAGUAGUAAUCAGUAG